AUGGUGGCAAGUAUUCCCGUGACUAAGUCGUUCGAUCCAGCUCGGAGUCACCCUUUCCUGUCGAGCAAGUUCAAAAGAAGGGACCCAAAUGUGCACUUCUAUUUGCCUAUAGAGUGCCCGUUGCUUAAGAACUGCACGGAGGGUUCAUGUCCGCUGGCGCACACUAAGCUUGAGGUGAUUUUCCAUCCUAUUGUCUACAAGACCCGUAAGUGCAAGAUGGUGUCGAUGGGAUCCUGUAGCUUCCCUCAGAAGUGUACCUUUUACAACAACGACUCGGAGAAGAUGGCUGCCCAGCUGUUGUGGCUAGUUUGGGAGAAGACCUGGGAUCUGUGGCGUGUCAACAUCGAAGCCGUACUCAGUAGCCAUAACAAGCUCAAUAGUACUAUUGCCAAGAACUUGUCGAUGAUUAAAAACUACAGGGGCAACAUGAAGCAAUUCUUGAAGACCAUUAAUGGUACGAAUAAUGGACGGAGUCUCCUGGAUGGCAGGUUGGAUUCCAUCCUGCGUUCACAAUUUUCCACGUCAGCGCCGAACGCGGGCACUGAUGAGUCUCGGAGCCAGUCGCUGCCACUCGCUACGCCAAAUAACUGGUCUUUUAAGUUCAACGGAGUGGGUGAAUGUUUAAAAUUCAGUGACCUUUUGGACUUAUCUCCCAGCAGUGUCCGAAAUUUCGACGCCUCGGACUCUGAUUCGUACGCAUCGCUAAUUUUGAAUUCCCUGAGGAAUGUGUCUCAGAAAACGAUAUAA
Molecule: messenger RNA, 747 nt
Organism: Babesia ovata
Lineage: Eukaryota; Apicomplexa; Aconoidasida; Piroplasmida; Babesiidae
Product: erythrocyte membrane protein
Exons: 1
Coding region: 1-747 (248 amino acids)
Source: RefSeq, a predicted model, not a curated record